UCUUUCAUGGAAUUCUAUGUGAUACACCUAAAAAAUCAAGGGGUAAAAUUUGAUCAUAGUACCACUUUAAAAGCACUUCAUCGUUUUAGACGCAGAAACGAUUUUUUGUAAAUAAAUCUCUUGUCAUAAAAGCCAAAAGGCUUGUACGUGUUGGGGCAGGCCGAGAUCUAACCUGUUUUGUAAGGAAAACCGAUAGCUAUGACAUCUACAAGGAAGUGCAAGACUUCGGUAGAGGUCGACUCACGUUGCGUGAUCAUCCGGGCCAAAAUAAGACGACGCUAAAGUUUUAAUGUCCCUUUAACGAAACCAAUUCUCUGAUUGCUUUGCCUCAAACUGAAUAUCAGAAAAAAUGCAAAUAGCAUGGUUCGAAAUGUGAUCACUGGAGAAAACCAGGUUUGGUUGGAAACUUACAACCUCGCUUCCAGUCCUACUCGUAGAAUAAAUUAUUUGCAGUUGAGUAGCUGUAGGAUAACGCCGAGUGAAAACGGACAUUUCCGUUUUACUUUACGUCGAAUCAGUUUAGGGCACGAUUUCCGCUUAAACAUGCUAAUCUACCGCAUUAUAAUAGCAAUACACUGACAUCCAACGGUUUGGUGUAUGAAUUUUACAAUCUUGUAAAGGAAAAAUGCGGGAUUUGGCUGCCUGAGAGUGGAGCACUCGAAUCGAAGCGGUGACAUCGCGUUUUAAAUUUCCCACUUUGGUUUCCAUCAUGAAGAAGAUUUCGCCCCUGACAGUGGCGUUACUUGCUUUAGGCUUAUUUAUGACCUAUGUCGAAGUGACUGAAGGUGCACUACUGCCGCCAAUGCGGGCGAACUGUUCUACCAUCCCUCCUAGUGAGAGGGUGGGAUGUGUAGUGCCCGAAGGUACGAACAAGACCACGUGUACAUUGCUUGGCUGCUGCUGGGAUGGAGCAAAGAAUGAUGGCAAAAAAAGAUGUUAUACAAAAAGGGGAGGUACGUGUAUGCGUUAUCAAGGAGAAGCCUGCCAUGUGUCUUUCAACUCAACACUUACAUCAUAUAGCGAUACUCCACGAUUCUUUGAUAACAAAUUUUGGUUGCCGGGCACCGAACAGUUUCUCGCGUUUGGAAUAAGAGUAAUUAAUCAACUCGUUACGGACGACGAGAAAUGCAAAUACAUCAUGGUGAACCUGUUAUGUCACUAUACAGUGCCGCCAUGUUACUCAGACGGCGUCAAUAUCGAUUACUGCAGAGGUGAUUGUCAGGCUAUUUUUAAUGACUGCAGUGCACCGCUCAACCGAGUUAUUGGCGCAGUUACCGUGUAUGUAGCUGAGAACGGCAUCGACUUUAUACACACGGGACUUCCAAACUGCUCAACGCACAAGACUACUCAAUAUUAUGAGGACAAACCUGGAAGAACAUGCAUAAAGACAGGAUUCUUCAAUUAUACUGAGGCUAUGGUAAAGCCAACCUCGCCAUCAGACGACAAAAACCUGGACAUCAUUCUCCCCAUAGUCUUUGUUUGCCUUUUCAUCAUUGUGGCGUGUGCUGUUGUGUUUGUUCUGUGGCAAAGACGUCAGAAACAAAGAGACGCAGUGGACAACGCGCAUGCGUUGUCUCACAAAGGCUCCAUGACAGUGAGGGAUAGAUUACGGGCGGAGUCCCUAAAGAGCCUGGACUCGCGCUUGUUACGACUUUAUGAUCCUGACAAACUGAAGCAGUAUAGGUUGGAUCACGUGCAAUACGUGAAGGACUUGGGAGAGGGAUUCUUUGGCAAAGUGUUCCAAGGUCGUGCAGCUGGUCUCGUUGAUAAACAACCCAAAAAAGUGAUUUCCGUGGCAGUGAAGGCACUGAAGGACGAACCUUCCAAAGAACAAAAAGAGGAGUUUUUCAGAGAAGUAACUCUAAUGUCCAUUUUAACACAUCCAAACAUCGUUCAGUUGCUGGCGGUAUCAACUGAGGAGGAACCUUAUGGAAUGGUGUUCGAGUUCAUGAGUGGCGGUGAUUUGAAUCAAUAUUUGAGAAAUGCUUUGCCUGCGGAGACAUCACUGGACUCAAACGAAAAGGCCAAAGUUUAUCUCACACAAGAAGACCUCGUCUCUAUCUCGGCCCAGAUCGCCACUGGCAUGCAGUACUUAGCAGAGAUGAAGUUUGUGCACAGAGACCUGGCAGCGAGAAACUGUUUGGUCGGAGAUGACCUGGUUGUGAAAAUCGCGGAUUUUGGAAUGUCACGUGAUAUCUAUACUACGGAUUAUUAUAAGAUGAGCAAAGAAACCUUGCUUCCCAUUCGCUGGCUGGCACCUGAAGCUUUCCUGUACGGAAAGUUUACUCUUAAGUCCGACGUGUAUGCUUAUGGUGUGGUACUUUGGGAGAUUUUCACGUUUGGUCUUCAGCCGUAUUAUGGUUACACCAACAAAGAAGUGAUGGAAUUCAUUCAGAAGGGUAUUCAUUUAGGGAAGCCCGACAAUUGUCCAGAUUUUAUGUAUGCUUUAAUGAAAGACUGUUGGCAAAAAGAACCUGACAAGCGCUUGGAAUUCACCACGAUAAGUAUGCGACUUAAAUAUCCGUACCACAAUUAUGAUGUCCCGCCUGCAUAUGACGUGGUGGAAGAGACUGAGGAGCCUGGAGAAAAAAAGGCUGCAGAACCAGACACAGGAAACUAUGAUAUUCCCAGAAGUCCCGCCACAAGUGAUUACGACAUCCCGCGAACGAUAUCACAGGAGGAGGGAAAUUACGACGUGCCCCGAUCAUCCGAAGAUCUACGAAUGAGCAGAGCCGACGAUUUUGACUACGGAGUCCCUAAUGACAUUCUAGUAUAGAGGAAUUUUUGUACGUUUUAUCCAUUCAUAAUUUUAGAAAAUGUUAAUAUGAUUGAAGUCUAUGGUAUCUCCAACGACAUUAGUAAGACGUCGUUUUAAGGUCAUAGACGGGAUCCCUGAAAAUCGUUCUCGAUUCUAGUUCUUAGCAAUAUUCUCAUAGCCGUUCAAAUUGAGGGUCUGGAAAUACAGUGCUGCAGAACUAUUACCUAAUUCUGUUAAAACAAUUUCAGCUCUUCUACAGUUACAUUUCUCUCCUGUACUUUGUGAGAAAAAUGGAAGCGUCUUCAGUUGACAAGUGCGUGUGGCGGAGUUUUCAACUAACUGCCUUAUUUGUUUACAUAACAUUGUACAAAGUUACAAAUUCAGUUCAUUCAUUCAGUUCAUUCUCCGAAUUUUAAUGUUUUGUAUUUUUAACAUUAAAUCAACUCAACUGAUGUUAUUUACAACUUUACCAGUAAGGAAUUCUGUGAACUACUUCAGGUGUGAAACUAACAGUAUUUGGGAGGAUUUUGGAUGAGUUUCCAAUACCACCAUAUUCCAUAGCUAAAUAUUCCAAGAAUUUGUUCGCCUUUGUACUACGUUAUGAAGAAGUAGGUACAGUUCGAGACAAAUCUAACGCACAACUAAACUCAAGUUUUCUAGUCAGAGAGGCUUGCUACUACGUGUUGUAAACCGACAAUCAAAACAAACAAUCUUUCAAAAUUAGCAACAAAAACGUGUAACCAGCAACGAGCGCGGGAAAACUAACAUGCGCUAAGCGCGGGAAAACUAGUCAGUGUUGCCAAAUCACGCUGGGUUCUGGUUUUGAAUCCAAAUUUGGUCCUUGACAGUGACGUCAUCCGUACUGUUGGGUGGAGCACGUGGCAUGAGCAUGUUUUACCAACAUGCUCAAAAAAAAAUUAAUUUCACCUCCCUUCUCCACUCCCCCCCCCCCAAAUAAGUAAGCAAUGGAGAAAAAGUAAUUUCGAUUAAAGUGCGUCCUAGUUGUAAGAAUAUAAUUUUAAUUAAAACAUUGUUUAGUGAGUGAGAACGGUUAUAUACUGGAAGCUGAAUUCAUUCUCAUCAAUUAGAUCAGGAAAUUCAGCUCAAUGCUAUGUUAUCACACUUUCAUCAUCAAAAUAAAGUUCAGAUUAGGACCGUUAGUUGAAACACCUGUUUGAACUAUUUAGGUGGAUCGAUUCUUUUCUCCGGUAAAUUAGACAUGAACGAAAUAGAUCAAGUAACUGGUUGAAUAAACUUCCACUUUUAAUACUA
Molecule: messenger RNA, 4030 nt
Organism: Orbicella faveolata
Lineage: Eukaryota; Metazoa; Cnidaria; Anthozoa; Scleractinia; Merulinidae
Product: muscle, skeletal receptor tyrosine protein kinase-like
Biological process (GO): cell surface receptor protein tyrosine kinase signaling pathway; positive regulation of kinase activity; multicellular organism development
Cellular component (GO): plasma membrane; signaling receptor complex
Molecular function (GO): ATP binding; transmembrane receptor protein tyrosine kinase activity; protein binding
Source: RefSeq, a predicted model, not a curated record